Onthophagus taurus is the source of this 5216-nucleotide messenger RNA. It is a transcript of the gene Hasp, whose product is annotated as Hig-anchoring scaffold protein. Lineage: Eukaryota; Metazoa; Arthropoda; Insecta; Coleoptera; Scarabaeidae. Gene Ontology annotation, cellular component: extracellular region. The record is from RefSeq and is a predicted model, not a curated record. Gene Ontology annotation, molecular function: peptidase inhibitor activity.
GUCGCGACGCCGUUCUGUUGAAAAUCCGGCGCAGGUCAACUGAGCACCAACUCACCCCCACUGACUGUUUCGGGAAAAAGGUUCCCCUGCUGCUACUGCUGCUGUUACUGUUACUCUGUCGGCUGCUGCGUUUCGCAUCCAGAUGUAGAACACGUCGGAGUACGUAGUGAAAUAUACCUAAAUUGUGAGCGGAGAGGGAUAGCUGUAGCAAUCAUCUCCUGUUGGUUAAGCUUUCAUAUACAAAUCUCGGCUACUAGACAAAAGCUUUUUCAAUCGACGCCAAUUGACGCUUACGACGCCGCUUAGAAAUUAAAUGCCCCACGGAGCGACGGAUAAAAGAACAUGAUCGAAAACAUUGUCGGCAUUCGUUUCGGAACAUCGAUAGAGUAAAAAAGGCGAUAGGGAUGUAAUCGAGAGAUAUUUAGUUGCUUCGUAACGAAUAACUAUGUUAUGUAAAAAUUGGACGCUACUUUUGUUACUCGUUAUUGUUUUGUGCGAAAAGGCAUUCGCUGUUGAUACUACAACGGCAACGCCUUCAAACACUUCAGACGAAGAUGAUGAUGAAGAUUGGGAAGAUGAAGCUGAAUCUUCAGAAACUUCGACAGGAAAACAAUAUAAAAAUCCUAGAAAUUCACCGUCAACACUUUGUCCUAGAGACGAAGAACAAGCUACUUUAUUGGGACAAAAAUGUUUACGGAAAUGUUCUUCGGACGAAGACUGUAAAAGCAAGAAAAAGAAAUGCCUUUGUGACGGUGCUUGCGGAAUGAGUUGUAUAAAACCAGAUCGUGAAUGUCCUGAACCAGAACAAAUCUCGUUUGGUGGUGUAACAGCAAGUGGUCGUCUUUUUGGUGCUAGAAUAACGUAUACAUGUCAACAUGGGUAUCAUGUGGUUGGUUUGCAGAGUCGAACAUGUCAAGGAGAUGGCCAAUGGGCUGGAACUGCACCAGCGUGUAAACAGAACAUAUAUUGUUUGUCACCGCCAACAAUUGAUCACGCUAGGCACAAUGCCCUUCCGGAACAAACGACCUUCGAUCUGGACUCGACACUCCAGUAUUAUUGCCAUACAGGAUACGUGACCAACGGCUUCCCAAGAGCGAAAUGCCUAGCCAUCGAUGGACAGGCCUCUUGGUACGGUCCGGACAUUUCCUGUGAACCACGUUCAUGCGGUGCACCACCUGUUAUCUCACACGGUUGGCACGCUGGAGAAUGUUACACUUUCGGUUGUCGCAUAAACUAUCAUUGUGCAGAUGGUUUCGAGCUUGUUGGCAAAGCUGAAAGAUUCUGUCAAGCAGAUGGAACUUGGAUGCCUAAAGAAUUACCUACUUGUGUUCUGGUUACAGCGGUACAGUGUCCACCACCUGAAAAUCCUCGUCACGGAAAAGCAAUCUACACAUCUUGCAGCUAUAACUCUGUUGUUAGCUACGAGUGCAAAUACGGUUACACCUUGAUUGGUGAAACGACCAGAAGGUGCGGUGCGGAUAAGAAAUGGUCUGGACAACAACCGUCUUGUAAAGAGAUAAACUGCGGACAUCCGGGACGUUUAUGGAAUGGAUGGUUGGAGAACAUUGAAGGAGGAACAGGAUUGGGUGCCUCCAUCAUCUUUCGUUGUCAUGAUGGUAUGACAUUGGAAGGGAACACUUCAACAGUAUGCCAAAUCGAUGGAAAAUGGAGAUAUCCACUUCCAAAAUGUUUAGCUCCAUGUGUUGUUCCACAAGUAGCUCAAGGAAGAGUUAUUUUGGUUGCACAAAAUGAUACCGCGAUGUCUUCAACUGUUGUAACUCACGGGGAAGCUCUUGCUGUGGAAUGUAAUUAUCAGUAUGAGUUUUUGGCUAGUUUAUCUCCGGUAACUUGCAACAAUGGAACGUGGACUCAUAUUCCUAAGUGUCAACCAGCAAGAUGUAAACAUUUACCCAAAAAUCCAAAACAUGGAAUGGUGAUUGCACCUAAAAUUGAUCACGGAAUGAAGGCAAAGUUUACCUGUAAGGAUGGAUUCGAAUUGAAAGGAAACCAAUUUAUCGAGUGUUCUUUUGGAAAUUGGACUGGAGAAGUGCCUAUUUGUCAAGAAGUUUAUUGUCCAUUUCCCGGAUUCGUUGAAAACGGAAAGAUUCUUCUCGUUGGCAAUAUGGGGCUUUACGAUUAUAGACCUUACGUUCGAAAAGUAACCAACAACAAGCAAAUAAUGUACGACUGCGAUAAAGGUUAUAUAUUAAACGAAGGACCACCAGGCGCAACUUGUAUUGGUGGAAAAUGGAGUCCUACCCAACUACCAAAAUGUGUAUUGGGUCAACAUCCGCGAUUACGUUGGAGCAGGAAACGAAGAUCAAUAAUAGUAGAACGUUACAAACGAGCCUUCAUAAGAUACAAUAAACAAUUUUACGAAAAACCCUACAAAUUUUCAAUCCCAUCUUAUCUAGAUGAACUAUUCGACGUUUCCAAGGAUAUCAAAAAACGACGAAAACGUGCUUUGAAAGGAAGUUCAAGUAGUAGUAAACUUUCAGUGAUUACACACAAAGGAUCUGGAUCAUCAACUAAUGUGCGUAGAGGUGGCAACAAGAAACCAGAUGAGAAUGAUAUAAUUUUUGGUACAACAAGUCCGAGUCCUUUCAAUAAGAAAAAUAAACACCGUGUACCAUGCGAUCCCCUUUCUGAUGAAUAUGUGAAUAUCGAAGUUGUUAAACAUGGGAAAGAUAAGAAUUCAACUCAUAGCAGUGGUACUGUUAUAAGAUUAACGUGUUUAAAAGGGUAUCUUUCGAAUAUGCCCAAAAAUAAAACGGCGAAAUGUGUGCGGGGAAAUUGGAAACCACAUAAACCUGAAUGUUCUCCACCCCCAUGUAUCCUUCCACAAAUUCAAAACGGCCAGUACCUUUCCGGGUACCGUGCGGGUCUAACAAUAGCAAACGGUUCCAGCGUGAACUAUCAGUGCGAUAACGGCUUCCGAAAAUCUACUGCAAAACAAAUCGAGUGCAUUCUUGGUCAACUAUUUCCACGUGGUCCUUCUUGUACCGCUCAUCUCGAGCUGCCGCCUUCAUCCUCAUCGUCGGUAAACACUUCUCCUUCGACUAACAUCUUUGAUUCUCCCCGAUAUUUAGGUGGAGGGGACAUCGUGAGGGGUGGCGACAUCGCGCAAAUUGAGUUUGGCGGAUCCAUGAAAACUUGCGCGCCGCCUGCUAAAGUGCAAGGUUCGUUGGUGUACAGAAACGGUGAACCCUUGGUGGAUCAUGAUCAAACGUUUCCUGAAGGAACUGAGGUGACCUUUAACUGCAUUGAAACCAUUAUGGGGGAGAAAACCACUUGGAAAAUUAUCUGCGAAGAUGGAAGUUGGAUUGGAAAAUCACUAAACUGCGACUUGGACGAACUCCUCACAUUAAAAUCGCACAGCAACAGCACGUGCAUCUUUCGCAAUCAGGAAAUCAACGUCAUUUCCUUUUAUAACGAUCAAGAAAUCAAGGAAGACAUCGUCGAGUUUCCUUCCGGUGCUCACUUGGUUAGUAGAUGUAUUGAUAUUGGAAAAUAUACAAUGACAGGUCCCAAUGAAAGAAGAUGUAUGGGUGGCGAUUGGGAUGGUCCUAAACCAUCAUGUUUCGGUUUAAACCAAGAAAACGAUUACUCUAUGGAAAAACCACCUACAAUUCUCUUUAGACACCAAUUAGGUCCAAUUGCGCAAACGAACGACGGAAAAUUGAUGGUUUAUCCAGGAACUGUUCUUCACAUGGAAUGUUUGUGGAUGAAGCGGUUCGGAAAUCCCAAUUGGACGGUUAGUCACGAUUACAGAAAAUAUCCUCAAGGAUGGACUGCUGAUCCUGGAAGGGAUUCUCAAUUGGAGUAUCGUUUAUCAAUAUUGCACGCUUCCAAAGAUGAUUCUGGUAUAUUUACUUGUGAAACACCGGCAAGACAUACCCAUUCAGUUGAAAUUAUUGUUCGAGCUGUUCAUUGCCCAGUAAUUCCUCAAAGAAGAGGUUUAUCAGUAAACACUCAAAGCACGAAGAUGAACACCAGGCUAAAAUUUACUUGCGUUAAUGGAAAUGCAUUAAUUGGUACGGCCGAAGUUGCUUGCCUCCCCUCCGGGAAUUGGAGUGCACCGUUCCCUGUUUGUGAAAGUAUUGAGUGCGGCGAAGUCGGUGGUAUUCUUCCCCCGCAUUUGAGGGUAACGAUAAUAUCUAGAGAAGUUGGUGGACGAGCACUUUUUAGUUGCUCACCAGGUUUUGGUGUGAGGGGUGCCCAAGAAACCGUUUGUUUAACAAGCGGUGAAUGGCAAACCCCAUAUCCUACAUGUGUAGAAGUUCAAUGUGAUCAACCAGGAUCGCCGGAAAAUGGUUACAUUCAAGGAACUGGGCCAUACAAAGCUGGAGAUGUAGUCCAAUUUAAUUGCAAUACCGAUUACAUGAUGGAAGGACAACCGAUUAUUGCUUGCCAAGAUAAUGGAAGGUGGUCUGGACCUCUUCCAAAAUGUGUGCAAGCUUGUUCUUAUCCUGGAACGACGAUUAGCGGUCGAAUGUCGUCCGUAAAAUUCUAUUAUAAAAUUGGUGAAAACAUUACUUUCACUUGCGACGAAGGAUUAUCGUUGAAGGGUGCGGCGAUGCUGAAGUGCUUGAAGAACGGAAAGUGGUCGAACGCAAUCCCAACUUGCGUUCCAGAAGAUGCCGCAAAUUCUACGUUAAUGUAUUAAAAGUCGAUUAAUUAAAAAUUAGUAUCAGUUUAAUUAUUAAGCUGUGAUGAUUUAUCGACAUAAUAAUAAUUGUCCUUGAUAAUAUGUUAUUUAGUCCAUCCAAACCGUACAUAUCGUCCUUAUACAUUGUAAUAAGUCCGGAAAAUGUGUGUUAACUUUGAUGAAUAUACAUGUUUACCUCAAAAGAAAUAAAUAAUUAAAAAAUAAAUCAAAAAAAAGUAUCCACCAAAGAAUAAGUAGAAUAUAAAAUAAAAUUAAAGAUUUAUUAUAAUAUUUCUAUCAUAGAUUUUUGUUAGAUUAAAUACCUUUGAAUGUCUUAACAUAGAAAAUAGGACAUUUUUUUUGUUUGUUCGUUUUUUACUUUUGUGCUAGAUUUGUGAAUUAGAUUUAGAUUAGCCAACAAUGAGUUUCGUUUCAACACCUUUUCACUUAUCGUGAGAAAACCGUCUUAAAUGUUCUUAUUAAACGAAAACGCUUAACUAACAUCAAACUAUAUCCAUACUUAAACUAUCUUCCAUUUAUCUGUCUAAUAAAGUAUUUAUUGACUUUA